Messenger RNA from Rhincodon typus (whale shark), 6432 nucleotides. RefSeq names its product arachidonate 5-lipoxygenase a (gene alox5a). The record is from RefSeq and is a predicted model, not a curated record. Gene Ontology annotation, biological process: lipid oxidation; linoleic acid metabolic process. The transcript is spliced from 14 exons. Gene Ontology annotation, molecular function: arachidonate 5-lipoxygenase activity; protein binding; iron ion binding. Lineage: Eukaryota; Metazoa; Chordata; Chondrichthyes; Orectolobiformes; Rhincodontidae. Gene Ontology annotation, cellular component: nuclear envelope. Bases 378 to 2402 code for a protein of 674 amino acids.
UUUUUUAAAAAAAAAUAAGGCACCAGUUUCCAGCUCGAAUCAUUCAGCUGUUCCUUUCACAGGUCGAGCUGCUGUGUGUGUAGUUAACCAGAAUGUGAAAUUACAAAGAUCACGUUAUAAAGUACGCCCUCGCUGUCGGAAACCUGGACUACCUUUGUUUUACUUUCUGUGUCCUUGUUUGGCAAAAGCUGUGGGCUGUAGUCCCCGCCGUUUGGGGACGAGAGAGGAAGGCUUUCAUUCAGAGUGAAGACACUGGGCGGAACCAUAGCGAGUCACUCCGGGCCCGGGAGUGAGAGCCUUCACCACGCUGUAAGGCUCCCUCUGGCAGUCAGUGCGGUGAUGUGUUAGAGCCUGGGACUAAGCUGCGCUCCGGGAAGAUGGUCUCCUAUACGGUGACGGUCGCCACCGGGCACCAGUGGUUUGCAGGCACGGAUGAUUAUGUUUACCUGACUCUGGUGGGAAGUGAAGGCUGCAGUGAGAAAACCCUCCUGGAUAAACCCCUCUACAAUGACUUCGAGCGAGGAGCGGUAGACUCAUAUGAUAUGACAAUGUCGAAUGAUAUUGGCGAAAUCCUGUUGGUGAAGAUUGAGAAACGCAAAUACUGGGUACAGGAUGACUGGUACUGUAAAUACAUCACCAUAAAAACUCCUUCUGGCGAAUACAUAGAGUUCCCAUGUUACCGAUGGAUUACCGAUGACAAGGAAAUUGAACUACGGGAUGGACGCGCUAGAUUACCACGCGAUGACCAGAUUCAAAUUGUCCGACAACACCGCCGCAGAGAACUCGAGGAGAGGCAGAAGAUGUACAGGUGGAAGGAAUGGCACCCAGGGUUCCCACUGAGUAUUGAUGCCAACUAUCACAGUGAGCUCCCCCGUGACAUCCAGUUUGACAGCGAGAAAGGAGUCGACUUUGUCCUGAACUACUCCAAAGCGAUGGAGAAUCUGUACGUGAAUCGCUUCAUGCACAUGUUUCAGUCUUCAUGGAGUGAUUUUGCGGACUUUGAGAAGAUCUUUGUUCGCAUUAGCAACACGAUUUCAGAGUACGUCAUGCAACACUGGCAGGAGGAUUUCAUGUUCGGAUACCAGUUCCUGAAUGGAUGCAAUCCCGUCAUCUUCAAGAAAUGCAACAGAUUGCCAGAGAAAUUCCCUGUCACCAACGAAAUGGUGCAGAUCUGCUUGGAACGGCAAUUGACGCUGGAAGAAGAAGUAGAGAAAGGAAACAUUUACUUGGCAGACUACGAGCUAAUGGAUGGGAUUCCUGCCAAUUGCACUGACCCCUGCACCAUCCAAUACCUGACAGCACCCCUGUGCCUGCUGUACAAUAACUCCCAAAAUAAACUGGUGCCCAUCGCAAUCCAGCUGAAACAAGAACCUGGGCCAGAUAAUCCCAUAUUCCUCCCCACUGACGAUAAGUAUGAAUGGUUGUUGGCAAAAAUAUGGGUGAGGUCAACAGACUUUCACAUUCACCAGACUGUCACCCAUCUCCUGAAGACUCACCUUAUGUCGGAAGUAUUUGGUAUAGCACUCUAUCGACAGCUCCCAGCUGUCCACCCUCUGUUCAAGCUCUUGGUGCCUCAUGUUCGAUUUACCAUUGCAAUCAACACCAAAGCAAGGGAGCAGCUGAUCUGUGAGUGUGGCCUCUUUGACAAGGCAAACGGCACAGGAGGAGGGGGCCAUGUUCGAAUGGUUCAGCGAGCCAUGUCCAGCCUCACCUAUAAAUCCUUCUGCUUUCCUGAGAGCAUCAAGAUGCGUGGGUUAGACAGCACCGAGGCUCUUCCUUAUUACUACUACAGGGAUGACGGCCUGAGAGUCUGGGAAGCAGUCCAGAGUUUUGUCACUGAAGUGGUGAACAUCUAUUAUGAUGAUGACAAGGCUGUUCAGACAGACACAGAACUGCAGGCCUUCGUGAAGGAUGUCUUUGUGUAUGGGCUGAAGGACAAUAAAAGCACAGGCUUUCCCAAAACAAUCAAGACAAUUGAGAAGCUGAUCGAAUAUCUGACUGUGGUUAUCUUCACUGCCUCUGCUCAACAUGCUGCAGUCAACUUUGGCCAGUAUGAUUGGUGCUCGUGGAUCCCAAACUCUCCUCCCACAAUGCGGCAGCCCCCACCCUGCAAGAAAGGUGUUGUGAAUGUGGAGUACAUCAUUGAGAGUCUGCCAGACAGAGGGCGCUCGUGCUGGCACCUGGGUGCUGUGUGGGCACUCAGCCAGUUUCAGGACAAUGAGCUCUUCCUUGGAAUGUAUCCAGAUGAACACUUCAUAGAAAAACCUGUCAAGGAAGCUAUCCAGAAUUUCCAAGCGCACCUUCAAGAAAUUACACAUCGCAUUGCAGAACGCAAUAAGGAUAAGAAGCUCCCAUAUUACUACUUCUCUCCAGACAGAAUCCCCAAUAGUGUAGCAGUCUAAGGGUCUGAUGUACCUCAAACAGAGAGAGAGAGAGAAUCUAGUUAAAUGGAAUAGGCAGAAAAUCAGACACAAGAUCUCUGCUUCCUGCUUUACAUGUUUUGCAAUCAGCUCCUCUUGUUAAAAUCAUCGCUUCUGAUUGUUUUUAACCAUCUUCUGCUUAAAGCGUUGGUGAGAAUGUGAGGUUUUAGCAUUGUCAGGCUUUGGUGCAUUGAGCACAGGCAGCCCUGCUUUAACCCUGAGAGUUCCUUACUCUCAAUCCUGGAGGUAAAGCUCCCCAAAUUUACCUCAGCACAAGCUAGUGAAGAAAAUCUGGGCCCCUGGUUAUUCUAAUUUGGUUCUUGGUUUGUAACUUCUUAAACUUGUUUCAGCUUUUGGAAUGCCAUAUUUAUUGCCCAUCUCUAUUUGUCCCUGAAAAGAUGGUGAGAAGGUGGCUUUCUUGGUCCAGUGCAGUCCUUAAGGCAAGAGUGUUUGUUGUUAUGUGGGAUGGUCCAGGAGUUUGACCUGGCAACAAUGAAGGAAUGGACAGCUGAAUCCAAAUUGGCUACACAGUGGCUCAGUGGUUAGCACUGCAGCCUUACAGUGCCAAGGCCCCAGGUUCAAUCCCACCUUUGGGCGACUGCCUGUGUGGAGUUUGUACAUUCUCCCUGUGUCUGUGCCUAUUUCUUCUGAGUGUUUUGGUUUCCUCCCACAGUCCAGAGAUGUGCAGCCUGGGUGGAUUAGCCAGGGAAAAUGUGGGGUUAGAGGGUAGAGGGGUGGGUCUGAAUGGGAUGUUCCUUGGAGGGUUGGUGUGGACUUUAUGGGCUGAAUGGCCUGCUUCCACAAUGUAGGGAUUCUCUAUGAUUCAAGAUGACAUUUAGUUCAUAGAGGGACUUGAAGGUGGUGGGCUUCUUGUGACAAUACUAUCCUCAUCCUCAUUGACAGCUGUUGCCAAGUUGGAGAAUUCUAUCACAUUAUGUUUAAAAACAAACACAACAGCAAUCCCUUGUCAACAAGGGAUAGCAGCUAACUGCCUGGUUAGAAGACAAUGAGGAAAUCAUUUGAGUAGACGAGGGUGGCUCUGAAUGUUCCAUAUUUCACACCCAACACAAUUCUGUUGAUCACUGUCCAGUUGAACCCACAUCAGCUACAGCCGUUUGGGGAGAAGGUUCUAAGCUUCCACUUGCUCUUGUGUGCAUAGAUGUUCUGAUCAUUGGGAAUGUUUUCAUUCUGGUUAUAAACAGGAUACAAAAGUGUUCCAUUUAUACAAAUCGUGCUGAGGUUUAUAAGUUUGACAAGAAGCAACUCAAGUGGAAUUGGUUUACUUUGUUUCUGUUUCUGUUUCCCUUUCUCUGUAAUCUCCUCCAGCCCUUCAACUCUCUGAGCUCUGCACACCUCCCAUUCUGGACAUGACUUCAUUCUCCAUUUUAAUUGCUCCAUCACUGGUGACUGUCUGUUGGCUAGGUCCUAAACUCUGGAAUUCUCUCCCUACUGCCCUUUGCCUCUGUUCCUCGCUUUCCUCUUUAAGAGGUUCCACUAAACUUUGAUCAAGCUUUUGAUAUCUAUCCCCAUAUUGUCUUACGUCACUCAGCGUAACAGAUUGCUUCAUAAAAGUCCUCCAUGUUUUAUUGCAUCAAAGGUGCAGGAUGAGUGCAAGUUGUUGUUACUUCAGCAGAGUGUCUGCAGGAGCAAUUUUAAUAUUGAGUGUUAUUUAGUAGGGUCAUAGAUAUAGGAGCCAAAGUAGGCCAUUCAGUCCACUCGUCAGCUGUGCCAUUUUAUAAACUCAUGGCCAUUUGGAGGGCAGUGUUUAGAACAGUCAGUGUGGGAUACAGCCACUAAUGGACAGCUCCUGUAAAGGGCGUGGCACAGUUCCUUCAUGAGAACGGCUAUGUGUCAAGAAUGAGAAGGAGUGAUAGAUAUGAGGCACAGAGUAAACAACAGCACAUAACGUAGCACAUUUCUGAAGAAGGGUCCUGACCUGAAACGUCAACUUUCCUGCUCCUCUGAUGCUGCCUGGCCUGCUGUGUUCCUCCAGCUCCACGUUGUGUUAUCUCUAGCACAUAGCUUAGAUUUGUAUCCCAUGCCCAAACCCUCAACCAUUUUCAAAAUGACCAUCUCAUCACACAUACAAAAUUAAUGGGAAGGAAUUCUCUUUAACAGAAUGUGGAUGUUACUGGCUGGGCCAACAUUUAUUGUGAAUCCCUAAUUGCCCUUGAGCUGAGUGGCUUGCUGGUGCAUUUCAAAGAGUAGUUAAAAGACAACUGCAUCACUGUGGCUGUGGAAUGUAGGGCAAACUAGGUAAGGAUUGCAGUUUCCCUCCCUUAAGUGAACCAGAUGUUUUUUAAUCAGUCCAUGAUAGUUGUCAUGGGCACCAUCACGGAGACUAGUUUUCAAUUUCAGAUUUACUUAUUGAAUUUAAAUUCUGCCAACUGCCUUGGGGGAUUUGAACCCACAAAUCCAGAGCAGUAGUCUGGGUCUUUGGAUUCCCAGUCCAGGGACAUUAUCACCAUACCACCACCUUUGGUGUGAACAGAUGCUUUCUAACAUUGUCCUAAAUCUUGCCCCCCACCCCGCUUCUCACCCCACCAGCACUUAAUCAUAAAAUUCUGCUCCACCAGUUCAUUAUCUAUAACCAAGGCAAAGUAAAAGCCCUGGGACCAUUCUGGUGAACCUGUAUUACAGACUGUAAAGCCAAACUGUCCCUUCCUGAGAAUAGCACCCAGAUCUGUAAACAGUCUUUUGGAAAGGGUUAAACCAGAACUGGAUAAAUAAAUAGUAUAACCAUCACCUCACUCUGCAUCCCAGUCUUCCUAAGGUGAAAAAUCAACAUUCUUGAAGCUAACUACAUUCUCUUUUAUGCCUGUUCGCUUGUUUGGAGUGUUUUCCGUGCAUAGUUUUUAACUCUUUCAGCUUCUCCCAGUCGCCAGCUUCUGAACCAUUUAGACAUUCCUUUAGGCCAAUGAAGAAGAGAUCAGACUGGCUGACUAUUUAACUCCAUCUGUUUUGGUUUCUCCCUGGCCACAACAACUGAGAGAGAGCCCAAGACAGCUCCUAAUGGACAUCACCAGCAGCGUUACCUCUAAUUUUCUUCUGGGCUGCACAAGCCUCUGAAGUGACACCACUCACUGUGUGCAGAGCAUCAGAGCUGCUGUGUGUGCAUGCAUUUUAGAGGGAACUUCGAGCAUCAGUCACAUCCCAUUGAUUGGACUUAAUAUUGUUUAUUCCAACUCUCUGUUUCCUCCCUCCAAACCAAUUCCAGUGAAAUGCCUAAAGGUGGCAUUUUAUUUUUGUUCACAGUCAGUUUUGUGGAACCUUGUUGAAUGCCAUCUGCACACCUUCAUAAAAACCUGUAAACACUGCCACAUCCACCAAGUUAGUCACCAUCUUACAACACUUAACCAGGUUUCCUAGAACUGACUUACUCUUUACAAAAGCACGUUGGAUCUCUCUCAUUUCUUAUCUAUCCAAUUAUGCACAUUCACCCUGUCCCAAAUACAAUACAAAUAGAAUAUGAAGAUGAUUUUAAAUUCCUAGUUUAUCACCUUCUCUUAGAUUAUGAAGUGCCUUUGGUAAUUUUCCAAUCUAUGGGAACAAUCCCAGAAUUAAGAAAGCUUUGGAAGGUCAUAACUCUGGAGCAUGUACAAUUUUCCCAGUUUCUUGCUUUAACAUUGUGGAAUGGGAAUGUAUAAAGGGGGUUUACUAAUGAAGAUAAUGGUUCCAUUGAUAACACAAUGUCACAGCAGUGAGUCAACAAAGUGACCCCUUGCUGGGGUCUAGUCCUGCUGAUAUUUAAACUCAGGGGGGUAAGUCACUAAGCCAGAAAUUAGCCAGAACAUCAUCUGAUGUAACAAGGAGGAAGAUAGUCUCCAUGAACCAUUGCAACAGGCAGUAUGAGCUUCUACAGCGAAAACAGGGAGAUGUUCCUGGAUUAAAGAUGGAAACUCUUGCUUUAGACCCUUCUGUAUUAUAAUGCUACACUUUUGAUAGUUCAUUUUUGGUAUUACAAGCUCAUAAAAUAUGGAAUGCUUCCAUUAAAGAUGUCUUUAUAAAUGUU